UGUUCAUCAACUUGUAUUAUUUUGAACAUGUCAUAAAUAAAGCCGGGGAGACUACACUUCAUGAGAUAAGAUAUUAUUAUUGAAGUUAGUUAACGUUAACCAAACAAACUUCUCAUUAAGGAGUGUUUAUGCAUCUGGAUCAACUACCUGCAUGUGUGAACCAGAUCAGCAGAAAAAUCACCUGCCAUUCAUCAUAUUUCUUGAAGGAGUCAUCAUCACAGAUGAGGGAGAUAAGGCAAAAGAUACCUGGCGCUCGUGUAGAGACUCCAACUUUAUCAGAAAUGAACGGGGUUUUCAUUCUGAACCACAACAGUGCAGUGUGUCUGCCCGUGGUCUCUGACAGUCAGAGAUUUAUAUGGGUACACUCAAACCAAAUUAACCUACAGAUGGAUGGUGCUGCAGAGCUGGACAAGGCGUUCGACAGGUUUCCGUAUUUGACACAGAAACAGACAGCUGCACUGGCGCAGCGCUGCUCCCUACACCCGGACCAGGUGAAGGUGUGGUUCAUGGUACAGAGGCUCCGCUAUGGCAUCAGCUGGGACUAUAAUGACAUCUGUGAGGUUUGGAGGAAGUUCAAGUCAGCUCAAAGAACAGCCGAGGUGCAAAACAGGAUGCGGGAGGAGGUAAAAGAGGACACAGGAGAGAAUGAGAAAUGCAAAAGAGAGGUAAAAGAGCCUGGUGGGAAGAAGACAGGGGGGGUUAGAGAGGAACAGAGUGCAGAUGAGGGAAGGAGGAUGGGAGAAAAAGUGAAGGCUACUAAACGAUUGGAGAAAAAAAUUAAGCAGGAGCAACAGAUGGAGAAAGAGAGGGACAGAGAAGCAGAGGAAGAGAGAAGGAAUGCUCAGAGAAAGCGCCAAUUGGUGACAGCGACAUACAAGAUGAGAAAGAAGAGAGUGAAGCAAUGGGAUGAGGGUGUCGUGGGGGGAGCAGGAGAAGUAGAAAUAAGUUGCGAUGAAGAUGAGAGGGAGUCUGGCACAUCCACGCAGCUGGAGACACCACUUUCCACCAGAAAGGAAAUGACGGCCAAAGCAAACAGCAGAUUACAGUCCAUCCAAGAGUGGCCUGCCGACAAGAGCUUCGUGGUGCCCGAUGAGCCGCUGGAUACAAGUCCUCUGCUCACCCCCUUGUCUCAAACUCAAGCCUGUAAUGGGCCUCCACUCGCUGACAACAGGACCACAGACACUCGAAUGACCGCUGUGAAAAGUGGCUCUGAGGGGGAAACAGAAAAGGAGGCCGUGGCUGCAGACGGUUGCUCUCCGAUCUACAGCAACACAAAGACGCGGGCGCAGUUGGCGAUGAUGAAGGUGGCUUUCUUGCGCUGCCAGUAUCCAGACAGGGAGGAAUACAACCGCCUGUCGAUGCUGAUUGGCGCCCCCCGCCACAUGUUGGUCCAGUGGUUCGGAGACAUGCGCUAUCACAUCAAGAAAAGAAAGCCGCGCUGGAUGAACAAAGAGCAGCACAAACAGGCACUGGCCAACAUCCGGUACCGGCAGUGCCUGAACACGCUGGCAAAGGCACAGCUGGGUGACGCCGGGAGAAAAUCAACAUGGAAGAUAGUGCAAGUGCCUCCAGACUAGAAAUGAUGCCACAGCCUCCCACUGAGGGGAACGAUGAACCGUCUCUCAAAAGUUAGAAAGAUGUAUCAGAGGCUGUUUUAUGACUUGUAAUUGGUUCAUUAUUGGUAGGAUCAAGCUGUUUAUGUUGUACUUUGAGACAGAUGUUACACAGAUGUUUGAGAAAAGAUUGCCCAGUUACGACGCAUUCUUGUUUCAUGUGGAGCACAUUGUUUGUUAUGCUGUUAUUGUGAUGACUUGACAUGUUUGAUAACAUGAAUGCACAUGUCCUUUCAAAAAACAGAUCAUUUGCAAGCUAGAUGCAGUUUCACGUCGAUGUAAUUGUUCUGUAAAAAAACACUCAUUGCUUGUUGUUGGACCAUGACUCUUCUUAUGAUUAGUUACAUCAAAGCAUUAAUAAACUACAAAAUGUAUGACAACUUUAA
Molecule: messenger RNA, 1999 nt
Organism: Micropterus dolomieu (smallmouth bass)
Lineage: Eukaryota; Metazoa; Chordata; Actinopteri; Centrarchiformes; Centrarchidae
Gene: homezb
Product: homeobox and leucine zipper encoding b
Exons: 2
Coding region: 129-1577 (482 amino acids)
Biological process (GO): regulation of transcription by RNA polymerase II
Cellular component (GO): nucleus
Molecular function (GO): DNA-binding transcription factor activity, RNA polymerase II-specific; DNA binding
Source: RefSeq, a predicted model, not a curated record